This is a messenger RNA of Trichomycterus rosablanca, 1656 nucleotides long. It is a transcript of the gene txn2, whose product is annotated as thioredoxin 2. NCBI's taxonomy places the organism in Eukaryota, Metazoa, Chordata, Actinopteri, Siluriformes, Trichomycteridae. Gene Ontology annotation, biological process: cell redox homeostasis. The transcript has 4 exons. The record is from RefSeq and is a predicted model, not a curated record. Gene Ontology annotation, cellular component: mitochondrion. Gene Ontology annotation, molecular function: protein-disulfide reductase activity. The coding region runs from base 76 to 588 and encodes 170 amino acids.
UUCGGUUCUCUCGGCCGGAAGUUCCGCCUCUCUCUAGGUCUGCGUGACCUGAUUUUGUAACCAACAGUUAAUGCCAUGGCUACACGGCUGCUCGCCAGGAGAAUCUGGUCCGUCUCUGGAAAAGACAUCCGCCGUCUGCCUGCCGUUGCCUCUGUCUCGUCGUCUCACUCUUUCUCUUUGAACUCCUCGGUCAGCACACAGUCCUGUCUGCGCCCGUCUCGGACUCUCGCCCGCUCCUUCCAUCUGUCCUCCCACAGAUGUGUCUCCUUCAAUGUGCAGGACAAUGAAGACUUCACAGAGAGGGUCAUCAACAGUGAUCUGCCCAUCCUAGUGGACUUCCAUGCACAGUGGUGCGGUCCCUGUAAGAUCCUGGGUCCCAGGCUGGAGAAGGUCAUUGCUAAGCAGGAGGGUCGAGUUGCCAUGGCCAAAGUGGACAUCGAUGAACACACAGACCUCGCCAUUGAAUACGGAGUGUCUGCAGUUCCCACGGUGAUAGCCAUGCGCGGUGGCGACGUCGUCGACCAGUUCGUAGGGGUCAAAGACGACGACCAGCUGGAAUCGUUCAUCAAGAAGCUCAUCGGACAAUGAAGCUGCCGGUCGAAACCUCAGACCCAAUCCACUUUACGUCUCAGUUUACAGCUCUGAUUAGUCAUGCUCGGUUCCCACGUCAUGUUUUUGUCUUUUAGCUUCUUCAUUGUAUUCAUAAAUUAGUCAUGUGUCCUUACGAGUGUGUGUGUGUGUGUGUAGGACUGUCCUGAUUUACUGAUACACCUUUUCGGAGGCUUGAUGUUAACAUUCGUAGACCCCUGCAUCAAACUUUAUGAUAGCUUUUUGCUUUACAGUCAUAUUUUGUUUUUUGGGAAUUUAUAGAAGGGAAAAGGGGGUCAGAAUAUGUUUUGUGCUUGAUUGUAGAGCCGGCUGCUUGUAUCCACUUGAGGGCGAUCUUAAUUUAUAAUCCGAGUUCACACUGUCCCUCCACACCAAGGGGAAUGGUUCAUAUAUCUCACACAUCCUAUAUUGAGAGUACUGAACUAGGAUAGGUGAAAGGUUUGUGUUUAUUAUCAUGGUAAACACUGUUCUAUAUAGUGGGGAAUGCACUGAUUCUGGAUCAGUAAGGUAGUUUGAGAAAAGCAGACAUUUCUCUUUCACUUUAAGCUGUGACUUUGGUAUCAGCAUGGAAGCAUGAAUUUAAAUGUGUGUAUCAUGACCAACUAUAAUGAAAUGCCAAAUAAAGGAGGAGAAUAGAUGAUUAUCCGCACACCGUCUCUGAACAUUUAUUUUACUUUGGUAAUACUGUAAUCACACACAGGAGCAGCACUGGAAAAAAAACCCUUGGCACAGAACAGCAUGUCUUACAUUCCAGUGCCGGCAGCAGGUUAAUGACUCAGUGUGUGAGCGGCUGGAAUUAAUACCAGCUUUGUUCUGGCUGUGCGACGUGGUGGAUCCAUUCCAGUGUAGCUGAAAUUAUUCGAAUAAUUUCAUUAGGGAACAUUACACAUGUAUGUCAAGGUUUCCCAUAGGUAGGAGGCACAGGGUUGUAAAAAUAUUGACCUAUUUUAAUAUGUUUUGCAUAUAUUACGUUGAAAUGUUUCACAUUUUUGUACAAAAUGCAACACGAGGCAAUAAAACACCAGGAAUCAUGAAUCAUCUAUUGAA